GUGGGUGUGGGGCUUUUGGGUCUUUACAGGUAGAGAAUUGGUGAGACUAAUUACUUGUUAUUAUUGAUACUUAGUUUGUGUUUAGUGGGACUAAGUGAUGGGUAGGCAGCCUUGCUGUGACAAGCUUGGUGUGAAAAAAGGGCCAUGGACAGCUGAGGAAGACAAGAAACUCAUCAACUUCAUUCUUACCAACGGCCAGUGUUGCUGGCGUGCUGUUCCUAAGCUCGCUGGCCUCCGCCGCUGCGGCAAGAGCUGCCGGCUUCGGUGGACUAAUUAUCUUCGGCCUGACUUGAAGAGAGGCCUUCUUUCUGAGGCUGAGGAACAGUUGGUUAUUGACCUUCAUGCCCGUCUUGGCAAUAGGUGGUCGAAGAUUGCAGCCAGAUUGCCAGGCAGAACUGACAAUGAGAUCAAGAAUCACUGGAACACCCACAUCAAGAAAAAGCUUCUUAAAAUGGGAAUUGACCCUGUCACUCACGAACCCUUGAACAAAGAAGCUAAGGCUGAAGAAAGUUCUUCCCAUGCUGAUCAUUCUGCAGAUAAUCAAAAUACUACAGAAAAUGAUGGCAUCGUCAACUCAUCAGAGGAUAAUUCGAGUACACCAACUGAGAAUUGCUCUAGUACUACCGAUGAUUCCAAUUUGUUAGACAGCAUUUGCAAUGAUGAAUCUUUAUUGACUAGCUUAUUAUGGAUGGAUGAACCUCCCCUAGUUGAUGCUUCAUGGAACAGUGUCCCAGCAGGAGAAACAGCUUGUAAUGGCACAAGCUUGCCAUCUUGGGAGGACGACUGCGCAUGGUUGCCAGACUGUCAGGAUUUUGGUAUUCAUGACUUUGGAUUCGACUGCCUCAACGACAUUGAAUUAAACACGAUGAACACGUUAGAGAUGGGCGACAAAACAGUCCUCAGUGUUGAUGCUAUCUUCCUGUAUUUGGGAAUAUUGUUGGAAGGUCGAAGGUAAACCUCGCUUCUUCAGAGGUUUCUCACCUACCAAUUCAAAAGUGACACCAACCCUCAUAUCCGCAAGAUAUGAUAUCUCUUUGUGCAUGCCUUGCAAAUAUUGUAAAUCUUCUGUAAAAGACAGGGAAACAAUUAUUAUUCAGCCAAAGAAACAAGGGAAGACAGGGACAUAAUGGGCAUGAUAAAAGUGCUAGUGAGUUUUGUGACCGUGAAACCUCUUGUAUAUAUUUAUAUGCAAAUAAAGGUAAAAGAACAUUGCUUA
Molecule: messenger RNA, 1216 nt
Organism: Theobroma umbraticum
Lineage: Eukaryota; Viridiplantae; Streptophyta; Magnoliopsida; Malvales; Malvaceae
Source: RefSeq, a predicted model, not a curated record